Vicia villosa (hairy vetch) is the source of this 879-nucleotide messenger RNA. RefSeq lists its product as uncharacterized. Lineage: Eukaryota; Viridiplantae; Streptophyta; Magnoliopsida; Fabales; Fabaceae. The transcript has a single exon. The coding region runs from base 1 to 879 and encodes 292 amino acids. The record is from RefSeq and is a predicted model, not a curated record.
AUGACGAAAAGCAUUUUGAUUGUGUUUUUUAUGAUGAUGCUUGUGAUGUUGUCACAGCUAUGUUUUAUUGAUGGUAGAGAUCUUCGAGCCAAGGAUUUUAGAAAAGAUGAGGUAACUUCUUCUGUUUCUUCUAACAAGCCUGACGACGGUGUUUCAAAUGAUAAUGUUGGUUUCAUACUUGGUUCUGGACCAAGCGAUGGAGGUGAAGGACAUUCAAUUGGCAAUGUACUUGGUUCUGGACCAAGCGAUGGAGGCGAAGGACAUUCAAUUGGCAAUGUACUUGGUUCUGGACCAAGCGAUGGAGGCGAAGGACAUUCAAAUGCCAAUAUACUUGGUUCUGGACCAAGCGAUGGAGGUGAAGGACAUUCAAUUGACAAUGUACUUGGUUCUGGACCAAGCGAUAGAGGCGAAGGACAUUCAAAUGCCAAUAUACUUGGUUCUGGACCAAGCGAUGGAGGUGAAGGGCAUUCAAUUAACAAUGAACUUGGUUCUGGACCAAGCGAUGGAGGCGAAGGACAUUCAGUUGAUAAUGUACUUGGUUCUGGACUAAGCGAUGGAGACGAAGGACAUUCAAAUGCCAAUAUACUUGGUUCUGGACCAAGUGAUGGAGGUGAAGGACAUUCAAUUGACAAUGAACUUGGUUCUGGACCAAGCGAUGGAGGCGAAGGACAUUCAGUUGGUAGUGUACUUGGUUCUGGACCAAGCGAUGGAGGCGAAGGACAUUCAAAUACCAAUAUACUUGGUUCUGGACCAAGUGAUGGAGGUGAAGGACAUUCAAUUGACAAUGAACUUGGUUCUGGACCAAGCGAUGGAGGCGAAGGACAUUCAAAUGACAAUGUACUUGGUUCUGGUCCAAGCGAUAAAGGCGUAGGACAUUAA